Malania oleifera is the source of this 889-nucleotide messenger RNA. RefSeq lists its product as uncharacterized. Gene Ontology annotation, biological process: regulation of mitotic cell cycle spindle assembly checkpoint. Gene Ontology annotation, cellular component: anaphase-promoting complex. Bases 370 to 669 code for a protein of 99 amino acids. The record is from RefSeq and is a predicted model, not a curated record. The transcript is spliced from 4 exons. Lineage: Eukaryota; Viridiplantae; Streptophyta; Magnoliopsida; Santalales; Ximeniaceae.
GGUUCAUUUUCAUUUCUGAAUUUUUGAAAUUUAUCUCCCUUGUGGAAUCAGCUUCGGGAUUAGUCAUGUGGCCGGACAUGCGAAAACCCGGGCGUGAUCCAAAAAAAAAUUUUAUUGGUCUCGGUCUACUGUUCUUCGUUUUCGAAGUCCAAGAAAUGUGAAGAAGGCAAGAAAGGCUGGAAGCCUAGAAACUCUACUCUCCGUUUUGGUCUUUGGUUUGUGAGUUGUUAUGCUUUGCCUUUUCUCAGUGGUCAUCGUCUUUUCUGAAGAUUGGACUGGAGCAGCCCAACUCCAAGAUCCACAUUCUCGCGAUACCAAGUAGCCUCUAAGAGAAGAACUUGCUGGUUUCCAACACAUCAAAGAAACAUAAUGUUGCAGUAUCCAGCAUUCAUGACACAGUACCCAUGGGCCAUGAGGACGAUCCCAACAUCAUUUCUGCUGCCAUCCCAGUGGCCACAGCCCCAGAGUGAUGAGUUCCUCCUUGCCAUGGAAGAGUCUGAUUUUGAAGAUAAGUGUAAUGAAAUCAGAAAGAUGGGAAACAACAUCAAGGUGAUCGGGCAGACAACCAUUGACAAUGAUAAAGAAGACUUUGAUAAUGACGCAGAUGACGAUGACGCCGACAAUGCUGAGGAAUCUGAUGGUGAUGAUUUUGAGCAGGAAACUGGCUGACAUUGCUAUGCGUCUCUGUUCUCUGUUCUCCUUGGAAUGUUGAUAUGCGUUCAUUUGUGUGUUGGGGGCUGAUCUUAACUUGCCCAUCGUUGACCUGUUUAUAUAAUGGUUGUUGAAUUUAUAUUUCAAUCUGCACUGCAUAUUAGGUUGCCUAUCUUUAUGAAAUCAUGUUGUUUUUCUUUGGAUAUGUUCAAAGAGUGCAGGGAAUGUUAAUGUCAAA